AUGCCAAACACAAGAAAUCUGAAGCACCUCAACCUCAACUUGUGUUGCUCAAAUUCCACUCCUCCAGAAUCAGAAUCUCCUCCUAUGAGCCCUAUUGGAAUUGCCACUUCCUCAUCCCAUCACAAUAUUCAUCGCAACACUAAGUUUCCAACGCCUUCAAUUAUGAUCAAGAACUUCAACUCUCUCUAUGACCCUACCUUAACCUCUUACCACUCUUUCUCUUCCUCUUUCUUCUCUUCAGCUACCACCACCACCUUUGAACCCGAACCAGAAUCCGAACCCGAACCAGCGGAUUUCGCCACCGCCUUUGCCUCUCAACGCUUCUUCUUCGCCUCCCCUGGCCGUUCCAACUCACUCAUUGAAUACACGGACACUCAACACUUACCACCCUCAUCAUCGUUGAGAGAAGAUGGUGAGAAGAAGAAUGAGAAUAAGAAGAAGGAAAAGAAAGUGUUGUUUAACGGUAGCGUGGCGGUGCCAACGUACUCGCCGGAUCCUUAUGUAGAUUUCCGAAGGUCGAUGCAAGAGAUGGUGGAAGCGCGUCCUGAGUUAAUGGAUGUGAAGUCGAAUUGGAACAUCUUGCAUGAGCUUCUUCUAUGCUAUCUUGCGCUCAACCCAAAGAGCACCCACAAGUUCAUUAUUGGUGCUUUUGCUGAUCUUCUUGUUAGCCUCAUGUCUUUCUAG
Messenger RNA from Abrus precatorius (Indian licorice), 684 nucleotides. RefSeq names its product transcription repressor OFP12-like. Bases 1 to 684 code for a protein of 227 amino acids. Gene Ontology annotation, biological process: negative regulation of DNA-templated transcription. Lineage: Eukaryota; Viridiplantae; Streptophyta; Magnoliopsida; Fabales; Fabaceae. The record is from RefSeq and is a predicted model, not a curated record. The transcript has a single exon.